UGCUCCAGAUGCUCUAAACAUUUCAUUUUCAACCUGGAGGGAGAAAGACAGAUGCCAAGGGGAUCUUCAGGCGCCCACGAUUCUCCCCGCGCCACCAUGUACAGAAGCAGCUACCUGCGCGAAGUGCGCAAAGAGAAGUACGAACGUUCGGACGCUUACGAAGAGCUGCCCGAAUCGCCGGAGUUCAGCAGUCUCGCUCAAGCUCAAGGCCUGGAAAACCUCCAGGAGCUCAACGAACGGUUCUCCAACUACAUCAACCGGGCCCGGGUCCUCGAGCAACGCAAUGCCAUCUUCCGUAAGCAGCUGGAGACCUUCCAGCGCAUGGAAGAGCUGGCUGGAUUGGAAGAGGCUUUUGCGGCCCAGGUCGAACUCAACAGCCAACGCGUUCGCGAACUGGCGGCGGACAGAUUGAAGCUGGAACGCGAGGAGAAAGACUCACAGCGCAUGCUGGAUGAAUUCCAUAACAAGUAUAGAAAUGAAUGCGAGUAUCAGCAGAUGCUGAAAACAACCCUGGAACGCCUUAACAAGGAAGCCGACGAAGCUCUGUUAUGUAAUUUGGAACUGCAGAUUGAAUCCCAGUUCUUGCAGGAUGGCGUGAACGCCACCAGGGACAGAUACAAAAAGAAUCUCAUGGAAGUACAAACCUAUGUCAGCAUUUUACAACAGAUUGUACAAACGUCACCCCGGAUCUCCACUCUCACAACUGGAGCCAGUGAGGAGAAGCUGAUAACGGAGAGGAGAAUUCCGAUCCUGCAAAGCCAGUUAGAGGAGUACAAGACGAUCCUUGGCCAGCUCCAAGCUCAGAAAGCAAAGCUGCAGUCUGAGACCACAGUGCUGGAACAGGCCAUCAAGAACACCCAAGAGAGCUACGAGGACGAGAUUCAGUUGUACAACGAGCAGAUCGAAACCCUGAGGAAGAGCAUCGAAGAUGCCGAAAGGACCUUGGAAAAAUACACCAACGACUGCCGCCAACUUUCGAUCUACCAGCAGUCCCUGGAGAACGAACUCCAGCGCUACAAACGUAUUAUUGAAAACGAGGACAGCAGGCUGAAUUCUGCAAUUGUUGGAACUCCAGUGACACUCUUUACACAGAGUUACAGAGCCCCACAGACUCCAACUCUGAGAGGGAGAGACAUUACCUUGGUCAUGCAAGACAUUGCUAGUGCAAAGCCGAGACAGAGAAGUCUUCCAAAGAAGACUUUACGGAGGAAGGAGAUCACAACUAGAGACCUCACCCAUGGUCCCUCAUCCGAAAGAACGUACGACCAAAGUCUGGAAGGCUUUGAUACCGAUCAGCUAGAUCUCACGCGUGAAGGUUUGAGUGUGGAAAGUGAAGAGUGGAAGGAAGGAGGAGGAGAAGGAACCGAGCAAGAAAGGACUGCAGAAGACGUCCCCGACGGAGCCCAGAUAAGCAAAGCGUUCGAUAAACUGUGCAAUAUAGUGAGAGAGAGAAUCAGAUACUACCAGAGACCAGAAUCGAAAGCUGACCUCUAUACUAAAAAGCGUUAUGUGCUGGUCUCGGGGGAAGGAAGUUAUGAGGACCCCUGUUUCCACUCUUCAACGCUUCCUUCAGGCGGUGCGAUCAGCGUUUCUGAAGAAAAGGCACCAAGCGGAGUCGAACCCAUCCCAGAGCUACCCGAACCCCGGGAAAGUGACCGAGGCGAAUCGGAAGCCCAUGAAACACAGGAGGGGUCCAAGAUGCAGGAAGAGAUGAGAUAUAAAUACGAACCAGAAGACCGAGAGAAAGAAGGUGAAGCCGAACGGCAGAAAGAACCUGGAGAAAAAGAGGGAGAGCCCACAAAAGAGGCCGGCGUGGUGGAAAUGAAGCCAGCCUCCAUGCCAGGCCUACCUGGUCAAACCGAAACAGGAAUAUGUGUAGACAAAGAACAUGCCAGAGCUGGCGGCCCUUCGUUCAAGGAACUGAGUCCUCCAGGUUCCAUGAGUUACGAGAAGGUUGAAGUCGUGGAAUCCAUUGAGAAGUUCUCAGAUGACAAAAUCCAGACGUAUGAAGAAACCGCGAUGAUCGUGGAGACCAUGAUUGAGAAGACCAGUAAGAAGAAGACAGGAGACAAGAGCUGUUGAUGUGCACCUUUGGAGUGAUGUGUUUUUUUUUUCUUAGCACAGUCAUUAAAGUUGUGGUUCUCAAG
Molecule: messenger RNA, 2147 nt
Organism: Heteronotia binoei (common prickly gecko)
Lineage: Eukaryota; Metazoa; Chordata; Lepidosauria; Squamata; Gekkonidae
Gene: BFSP1
Product: beaded filament structural protein 1
Exons: 8
Coding region: 52-2082 (676 amino acids)
Biological process (GO): lens fiber cell development
Cellular component (GO): cytoplasm; intermediate filament
Molecular function (GO): structural constituent of eye lens
Source: RefSeq, a predicted model, not a curated record